This is a messenger RNA of Limanda limanda (common dab), 1460 nucleotides long. Its product is annotated as homeodomain-interacting protein kinase 1-like. Gene Ontology annotation, biological process: peptidyl-threonine phosphorylation; peptidyl-serine phosphorylation. NCBI's taxonomy places the organism in Eukaryota, Metazoa, Chordata, Actinopteri, Pleuronectiformes, Pleuronectidae. The coding region runs from base 15 to 1460 and encodes 481 amino acids. Gene Ontology annotation, molecular function: ATP binding; protein serine/threonine kinase activity; protein tyrosine kinase activity. Gene Ontology annotation, cellular component: nucleus; cytoplasm. The record is from RefSeq and is a predicted model, not a curated record. The transcript has 7 exons.
UAUUAAAUAUUCACAUGAAAGGAAAUAUAUUUGACAUGUGGAUGAAAAUCCAAAAAGGGGAUCUAAUCUCCUCCUCCACUACAAAGUACCUGGUGCAGAAGUAUCUGGGCUUUGGCUCCUACGGCGUCGUCUUCCGAUGCCGGGAUGAGAGCACAAAUGAGAAGGUGGCUUUAAAAGUUAUCGAAAGCUCGGCCUGCACUCAGUGUGAGGAGGAAGAGGUGGUCACCCUUCAAACCCUGCAGGAGCACCACUCAGAGAUGUUCAACAUCGUCAGAUUGAUUGACUCCUUCACCUUCAAGGAAAAUGUCUGCUUCGUAUUUGAGCUCCUGGAUAUAAAUCUGCACAAAUUCAUGAAGAUCAACCCGGGUAGACAUCUUGAGCUGAAGCAGAUCCGGCCCAUUCUGCAGCAGCUUGGUACAUCCUUGGAAUUCUUGAAGGGUGCAGGGAUUAUCCAUGCAGAUUUGAAGCCACAAAACAUUAUGAUGGUGGAUCACGUCAAAAAGCCACUGAAAGUAAAAGUCAUCGACUUUGGCUCAGCCUGCAACAAUCCUAAGGAGCAGAUAGGUGUCAUCCUCCAGAGUUUGUGGUACAGAGCUCCUGAGAUCCUUAAGAAAGCUCCUUUCGACGAGGCCAUCGACGUAUGGUCUCUAGGCUGCAUCUCUGCCGAGCUGUUUAUGGGCCAGCCACUGUUCCCCGCCUGGAAUGAGACUGACAUGAAAAGGCAAAUUUAUUUUGCAACUGGAAAGCCACUGCAUGAGGGAGACGAUAAUCCAUAUUGGUUCUGGCCAAAAUACUGGAUGGAAACCAGAUUUAUGAUGAUUCCUCGGCUCUGGGGAGAUGAUGACCAAGCUGAAGUAUCCGACAUGGAGUGCUUUGUCGACCUACUGGAACAGAUGCUGAUGAUGAAUCAAUUUGAAAGGAUUGUCCCCAGAAAAAUUCUCCUCCAUCCAUUCAUCACAAUGAGCCACUUUAAGGGUCCAUUCAAAAACAGCUCCUAUGUGAAAUUGUGCCAGGAUCUGAUGGAAAUCUGCCAGGAUCGGAGCUCUCCCGAAGGAGGACAAGGAGACCAGUUGAUCCCGCAAGACGAGAACUCCUCCGGCAGCACUGCAGAUCACAGCCCCGGCGACUCCCAAGUCAAGAUAAGAAGGAGCGAACGACUGGCAGCCACUCGAAAAGACACAGGUGGGCAAACCGGCCCGGUAAAGUCCCAGAGGAAUAGAACGAGGGAUGAUCCCACUUCCGAUGGCAGCCCCUCAACAAGUAAGAGAAACGUGAGCCUCAAAAAAGAGCAGACGGACCGUGUCAGAGACAAGGACAAGUCACAAGCCGCCCCGUCCAACUUAAGGAGGCAGUUUAAGUUGAAGGUUCAUUCCCUCAGGAGGAGCAAGAGGAAUAAAGAGAAGGUGCCAGUGUUGGACAAAACCUCCCGAGGGAAAGGGAAGAGAAGGAGGCCAGCAUGA